Molecule: messenger RNA, 1659 nt
Organism: Budorcas taxicolor (takin)
Lineage: Eukaryota; Metazoa; Chordata; Mammalia; Artiodactyla; Bovidae
Gene: GRK7
Product: G protein-coupled receptor kinase 7
Exons: 4
Coding region: 1-1659 (552 amino acids)
Biological process (GO): signal transduction; protein phosphorylation; regulation of signal transduction
Cellular component (GO): cytoplasm
Molecular function (GO): rhodopsin kinase activity; ATP binding
Source: RefSeq, a predicted model, not a curated record
AUGGUCGACAUGGGGGGCCUGGACAACCUGAUCGCCAACACGGCCUACCUGCAGGCUCGGAAGUCCUCGGACGCCGACAGCAAGGAGCUGCAGCGCCGGCGCCGGAGCCUGAUGCUGCCCGGGCCACAGAGCUGCGAGCAGCUCCGCCAGGCCCUGGCCACCGACUUCCACAGUCUUUGCGAGCAGCAGCCUAUCGGCCGCCGCCUCUUCCGGGACUUCCUGGCCACGGUGCCCGUGUACCAGGAGGCCAGGGGCUUUCUGGAGGAGGUGCAGAGCUGGGAGCUGGCCGAAGAGGGCCCCGCCAAGGGCAGCGCGCUGCAGGGGCUGGUGACCACUUGCGCCGCCGCCCCUGUCCCGGGGCAUCCACACCCCUUCUUCAGCCCAGCUCUGGUCACCAAGUGCCAAGCGGCCACCACCGAGGACGAGCGAGCAUCCCUGGUGGAGCUGGCCAAGGCCGAGGUCAUGGCCUUCCUGCAGGACCAGCCCUUCCGGGAGUUCCUGGCCAGCCCCUUCUAUGACAAGUUUCUGCAGUGGAAAGUCUUCGAGAUGCAGCCAGUGUCAGACAAGUACUUCGAAGAGUUCCGGGUGCUGGGGAAAGGUGGUUUCGGGGAGGUAUGUGCUGUCCAGGUGAAAAACACCGGUAAGAUGUAUGCCUGUAAGAAACUGGACAAGAAGCGAUUGAAGAAGAAAAACGGUGAGAAAAUGGCUCUCUUGGAAAAGGAAAUCUUGGAGAGGGUCAGCAGCCCGUUCAUUGUCUCUCUGGCAUAUGCCUUUGAAAGCAAGUCCCAUCUCUGCCUGGUGAUGAGCCUGAUGAAUGGUGGAGACCUCAAGUUCCACAUCUACAGCGUGGGUGAACCAGGCCUGGACAUGAGCAGGGUGGUCUUCUACUCGGCCCAGAUGACCUGUGGCGUGCUACACCUCCACUCCCUCGGCAUCGUCUAUCGGGACAUGAAACCCGAGAACGUGCUUCUGGACGACCUCGGCAACUGCAGACUGUCCGACCUGGGGCUGGCCGUGGAGAUCCAGGAUGGUAAACCCAUCACCCAGAGGGCUGGAACCAAUGGUUAUAUGGCUCCUGAAAUCCUAAUGGAAAAAGCGAGUUAUUCCUAUCCUGUGGACUGGUUUGCAAUGGGAUGCAGUAUUUAUGAAAUGGUUGCUGGACGAACACCAUUCAGAGAUUACAAGGAAAAAGUCAGUAAAGAGGAUUUAAAGCAAAGAACACUGAAAGAGGAAGUCAGAUUCCAACACAGUAACUUCACAGAGGAAGCAAAAGAUAUUUGCAGACUCUUCUUGGCUAAGACACCAGAGCAACGCUUAGGAAGCAGAGAAAAGUCUGACGAUCCCAGGAAACACCAUUUCUUCAAAACCAUCAAUUUUCCUCGCCUGGAAGCUGGCCUAGUUGAACCUCCAUUUGUGCCAGACCCAUCGGUGGUUUAUGCCAAAGACAUCAAUGAAAUCGAUGAUUUCUCUGAGGUUCGAGGAGUUGAAUUUGAUGAUAAAGAUAAGCAGUUCUUUCAAAGAUUUGCAACAGGUGCUGUCCCCAUAGCUUGGCAGGAAGAGAUUAUAGAAACGGGACUGUUUGCAGAAUUGAAUGACCCCAACAGGCCCGCAGGUUGUGGGGAGGGUUCAUCCAGGUCUGGCGUAUGUUUGUUAUUAUAA